GGCUGUGUAGAGGUCAGUGUGUGGUGGAGCAGCUGAUGGAGACAGAUGUGGACUCAGUUGAAGGGAAGGCGUCUGUAUUCAGCCAGGUAAACCCUCUUUAUGAAGACAGCAUGAAGCUCAAGGAGUCUGACCGUUACGACUUCCAGCACAGCGAGCUAACGCUGAAGAAACCAGCAAAGAAAUGUCGCUGUAUUCCAGUUCUCAUCGUGUUUCUCCUGCUCCUGGUUGCACUAAACUCUUUCCUGGCCUAUAAAGUCUUCACUCUGGAGGCUUGGGUUCACACUCACUGUACAUCAGCUGAUCCCAGUUCAGAGGAGGUCAAGUCUUCUGAAAGACUCAGGCUGGGCAGCUCCAGCUCAGAUGGGGAGUGUCUGUCUGAUCUGUGUGGGAACAAUGGGACUCUAGAGAAACUGAAGACUCAACUAAACCAGCUCAACGUUAGUGCACAGAGAGUCAUAGUUGGUCCGCCUGGUCCACCUGGUCCGCCUGGUCCACCUGGAUUACAAGGUACUCAUGGGUUCCCAGGAACACCGGGACAGAAAGGAGAACUUGGUUCCCCGGGGGGGGUUGGACAGCCUGGAUCUCCAGGUGAAAAGGGGCAGAAAGGAGACCUAGGUCUCGCAGGGGAACGGGGAAUGGUCGGCGCUCCGGGUCAACCUGGUGUCCCAGGCUUAAAGGGGGAUCCAGGAGAGAGAGGAAUACAAGGUGUACCGGGGAAUGACGGUCGUCCAGGUACCGAUGGAAGGACUGGUUUGCAAGGAACAGCAGGGAUCCGUGGAUAUCCAGGGCCUAAAGGAGACCCGGGUCCCAGUGGUGAGAGAGGACAGCAGGGGCCUUCAGGUGUAAGCGGGCCUCCUGGUCCACAGGGACCUUCUGGCCUGCGCGGAUCACCUGGAGAAAAAGGCUCGCCUGGACCAAAGGGAGACAGUGGCAUUGGCAUUCAAGGGGCCCCAGGACAGCAGGGAGGAAAGGGAGAUCGAGGCUUAAAGGGGGAUCCAGGAGCGAGAGGAAUACAAGGUUUACCUGGGAAUGACGGUCGUCCAGGUGCCGAUGGAAGGACUGGUUUGCAAGGAACAGCAGGGAUCCGUGGAUAUCCAGGGCCUAAAGGAGACCCAGGUCCCAGUGGUGGGCGAGGACAGCCGGGGCCUUCAGGUGUAAGCGGGCCUCCUGGUCCACAGGGACCUUCUGGCCUGCGCGGAUCACCUGGAGAAAAAGGCUCGCCUGGACCAAAGGGAGACCGUGGCAUUGGCGUUCAAGGGCCCCCAGGACUGCAGGGAGGAAAGGGAGAUCGAGGCUUGCCAGGUGUCCCAGGAUCUCCGGGUGUGAGUGGAGUAAAGGGCAGUAAAGGGGAUUCAGGGCAAAAGGGAGAUCAAGGUCCGAAGGGUGAUGUAGGACCCAGGGGUUUUGUGUCUGGUGUGGUUCGUUUAGUGGGAAACUCCACGCGUGGAAGAGUCGAGGUGCUGCAUAAUAGCGUCUGGGGAACGGUGUGUAAUGACCACUUUGACUCUGCGGAUGCUUUGGUGGUGUGUGGGAUGUUGGGCUUCCAGAGGGCCACCGAGGUGUACACGGAUGGUGCAGGAACUGGAAAAAUCUGGCUGGAUGAUUUGGCAUGUACUGGGAAUGAGAGGAGCAUUUUUGUCUGUCCACAUAGAGGAAUUGAAACUCAGGACUGUGGCCACCAUGAAGAUGUGGGAGUUAGCUGUGCCUGAAUAAAAAUAAGAAACUUUCUCACACCAAGAACUCAUUUUUGUCUGUGUUUUGGUGAUUUUUAGUGGAUGUAUAACAUCAGUUCCCCUCACACAGAUGCAGUUCAUCAGAUUAACUACCUUCCACUAAUGUUUGAAAGCGUCUCAUCUUAUGAAACCAAAUUAUUUUUGUCAAAUGUUUAAAAACACUGUCAUCAAGGCAGCAAAAUUCAUGCAUUUACUGUAGUUUAAAUUGGACUUUUGUGUGCGACUGUGCGCACAUAUUUUUUGUUUUUGUACAAUAUGAAGAAUCAAACUCAUCCAUGUAUACUGCGCUAUCCUAAAACUGUCCUAACUCAAAACAUUUAAACACAGCAAAAUAAAGGGCUUACAGUAAAUUAGCUUUUGACUCUAAAAUGUGUCGUAUAUGUGCCUGGUCACUCAGGCCUUGUCCACACUAAUAGGUUUUCGUUUGAAAUGCAUGUAUUUCUCUCCGUUUUGGCCUUCCAUCCACACUGAGACUGCGUUUUAAUUAAUGAAAACUAAGCUUUUUAAAAAGCUCUCCAAAACGCUGUUGAAGUGUGGACUGUCAAAACUGAGGAAUUUAAAAACGUUGAAGUAAGUUAAGUCAUGACAGGCAUAUUGUGCCAAUAGAUAUUCAUGUGUAUACCAGUAUUGUGCCUGUUAUUCAUGCAUUUUUUUUUUAAAUGUGAACUUGUGUGUGUGCAUAUAUGUACAAAUUAAAUGUAUAAAGAAAAUCAAUGUUGUCCUAACUUAUAACACUUACACACACAGCAAAAUAAAGGGCUUAAAAUAG
Molecule: messenger RNA, 2502 nt
Organism: Pimephales promelas (fathead minnow)
Lineage: Eukaryota; Metazoa; Chordata; Actinopteri; Cypriniformes; Leuciscidae
Source: RefSeq, a predicted model, not a curated record